This is a messenger RNA of Aegilops tauschii subsp. strangulata, 1983 nucleotides long. NCBI's taxonomy places the organism in Eukaryota, Viridiplantae, Streptophyta, Magnoliopsida, Poales, Poaceae. The record is from RefSeq and is a predicted model, not a curated record.
AUGGCACUCCUCCACUGGAAAACUACACUUGCGAGCCCAGUGCUGCAGAUGAGCUCUUGGCAGGAAAACACCAGCCCGUGCAACUGGACGGGCAUCAUGUGCACAUCUGUUCGCCAUGGCCGCCACAGGCCCUGGGUGGUGACCAACAUCUCCCUACCGGGUGCUGGCAUCCAUGGCCAACUUGGUGAGCUCAACUUCUCAGCUCUUCCAUUCCUCACAGAUAUCGACCUUGGUAACAACAGUCUCCAUGGUGCACUACCUGCUAGUAUCAGUCCCCUUUCAGCACUUUCCGUACUUAACCUUCCCUACAACAAGCUCAAAGGGAAAAUUCCUUAUGAGAUUGGUGGCCUGCAAAGCCUCGUGCAGCUUGAUCUCUCAUUUAACACACUCACAGGGCAUAUCCCUGCAUCUCUGGGUCCCAUUCCCGAGGAUAUUGGAAGGCUUGCCAACCUACAAGUUCUACAACUAAGCAACAGCACCUUAAGUGGUUUGAUACCAAAAACCCUUGUAAAUCUGACCCAACUAAAUAUUUUAGGCCUGUUUGAAUUUGGCAGCUUAGUGAAUCUCCAGAAUUUAGACUUGACCAACAACCAAAUAUCUGGCUCUAUUCCUCACAGCUUAGGAAAUAUUACCAAGCUAGUACAACUCUACCUCCUUGAAAACCAGAUAACAGGUUCCAUUCCCCAGGAAUUUGGCAAUCUGAUGAACCUCAAAGUUUUAGGCUUGCAUCUAAACCAAAUUUCAGGAUCGAUACCAAAAUCUUUUGGGAAGCUGCAAAGCCUCCAAGAACUAAAAAUCUUUGAUAACAAGUUAUCAGGACCUUUACCAGCAAAUAUAUGUUCAGGUGGUAGACUUCAAUAUCUCCAGGUCUCUUCUAAUAUGUUCAGUGGCCCCGUUCCAAGUAGUUUAAAGACAUGCCUGCAGAUCCUGUUAGAUGUGAGCAACAAUAACCUCAGUGGUGUGUUGUUGCAACAAGUUGGAAAGGUGGACAUGCUAGAAUUUCUGAAUUUAUCACAUAAUCAGUUCAGUGGCAGCAUUCCAUCCUCCUUUUCAAGCAUGACGAGCCUUUCAACACUUGAUGUGUCGUACAACGACUUGGAAGGGCCAGUCCCAACAACACAGCUACUCCAAAAUGCUUCAGCAAGUUGGUUUCUUCCCAAUAAAGGUCUGUGUGGUAACCUCUCUGGCUUGCCACCUUGUUAUUCAACUCCAGUAGCUGGUGACCAUAAAUGGAAGAUACUUGGUUUGCUUCUGCCAAUUGUUCUUGUGGUGGGUUUUGGUAUUGUUGUUGCAACUGUUAUCAUAAUAAUGCUUAGUCAUAACAAGAGAAAACCACAAGAAAAUGUUGCCGCUGAAGGAAGGGACCUAUUCUCUGUUUGGAAUUUUGAUGGAAGAUUAGCAUUUGAUGAUAUUGUAAGGGCAACAGAAGACUUCGACGAUAAGUACAUCAUUGGAACAGGAGGACAUGGCAAAGUCUAUAAGGCACAAUUUCAAGGUGGGCAGCUAGUUGCUGUGAAGAAGCUUCACCAAACCGAAGAAGAGUUGGAAGACGAAAGAAGAUUUCGUAGUGAAAUGGAAAUCUUAUCCCAGAUCCGACAACGAAGUAUUGUUAAAAUGUACGGAUUCUGCGCCCAUCCAGCAUAUAAGUUUCUUGUCUACGACUACAUUGAGCAGGGCAGCCUCCAUAGGACAUUGGAAAAUGAGGAGCUAGCAAAGGAAUUUGAUAGGCAGAAGAGGAUCGUCCUUGCAAAUGAUGUGGCUCAAGCAAUAUCUUAUUUGCACCACGAAUGCAGUCCACCUAUAAUCCAUCGAGAUAUCACAAGCAACAACAUCUUACUUGAUACAACCUUCAAGGCUUUUGUCUCGGAUUUCGCCACAACAAGGAUUCUUAAGCCUGAUUCAUCAAACUGGAGUGCACUAGCAGGAACAUAUGGCUACAUCGCUCCUGAGCUGGCAUACACAUCUGUUGUGACGGAGAAAUGA